This is a messenger RNA of Vigna umbellata (rice bean), 2642 nucleotides long. Lineage: Eukaryota; Viridiplantae; Streptophyta; Magnoliopsida; Fabales; Fabaceae. The record is from RefSeq and is a predicted model, not a curated record.
UCCCUCACUUCUUUUUAAUCUUAAAACAAACACCGGUCACCCGCGCGACACACCGGUCGUUCGUUGCACGUGAACGUACUCUAACCCUUCUCUCGUCCCUCUCGAAAACAUUUCUAUUCCUUCUCUCGCAAACGCAACACCCUUUGCUAUAAUACGUGACACCCACCACCUUCUCUCGCACCACUCACGCUUCUCACGACACUGGUUUUUUUGCUUUUUCUUUUUUCUGAAAAACAUUCUGAGCACAACAGAACGGAACAGAGCAGAACCACACUCGCAUCCAUCGAGGUUCCCAUGGCGCCAAUUCCUUAGAUAACUAACUCCUUUCCUCGAACAACUCGAACUACCAAAAUGAAGUCUGCGCAGGUCAAAGAAGCGAUUCUCUUUACUCUCCUGACGUGCGUCUUCGCCAUUGCAGAUUCGGAUCUAGCUUCGGACAGAGCCGGGCUAGUGUCACUCCGAAGCGCGUUGGGGGGACGCACGCUGCUAUGGAACACCAGCCAAACAAACCCUUGCGGGUGGACCGGCGUCACCUGCACCAACGACAGAGUAACCUUACUGCGCCUACCAGCGAUGGGUCUCUCCGGUUCUCUCCCCUCCGGUUUGGGAAACCUCACCGAACUGCAGACGCUCUCCCUCCGCUUCAACGCUCUAACCGGACCAAUCCCCGCGGAUUUCGUCAACCUUAAAGCGCUGCGAAACCUCUAUCUCCAAGGAAACUUCUUCUCCGGCGAAGUUCCCGAUGCGGUAUUCUCGUUGCAGAACCUCGUGAGGUUGAAUUUAGGUAACAACAAUUUCAGCGGCGAGAUUUCUCCCAAGUUCAAUGGUCUCACUCGUUUGUCCACUCUCUAUCUCGAACGCAACAAUUUUACUGGUUCAAUCCCUGACCUUACUGUUCCGCCUCUUGAUCAGUUCAACGUCUCGUUUAAUUCCCUUACGGGUCCCAUUCCGAACCGGUUUUCGAGUCUGGACCAAACCGCUUUUCUCGGGAACUCACUCUGCGGGAAGCCCUUGCAAAGCUGCCCCGGAACCGAGGAGGGAAAGAGUAAAUUGUCCGGUGGUGCCAUUGCGGGUAUUGUGAUAGGUUCCGAGGGAAAGAGUAAAUUGUCCGGUGGUGCCAUUGCGGGUAUUGUGAUAGGUUCCGUGGUUGGUUUGCUGUUGAUUCUGCUGCUUUUGUUCUUUUUGUGUAGAAAAAGGAGUGAGAAAAACGAUGAAAGUGUGUCAACAGGGAAGCGUGAUGUGGGAGGUGAAGUGUCUCGUGAAAAGAGUGCUGAGAGUGGGAAUUCUGGUUCGGCGGUGGCAGGUUCGGUGGAGAAGAGUGAUGUUCAAAGCAGUGGUGGUGGAGAUAAGAGUCUGGUGUUUUUUGGGAAUGUGAAUAGGGUGUUUAGUUUGGAUGAGUUGUUGAGGGCUUCUGCGGAAGUGUUGGGAAAAGGAACGUUUGGAACGACUUACAAGGCGACUUUGGAAAUGGGGGUGAGUGUGGCGGUGAAGAGGUUGAAGGAUGUCACAGCCGCAGAGAGGGAAUUCAGGGAGAAGAUCGAGCAAGUGGGGAAGAUGGUUCAUCACAACUUGGUCCCACUAAGGGGUUAUUACUUUAGCAGGGAUGAGAAGCUUGUUGUCUAUGAUUACAUGCCUAUGGGAAGCUUAUCUGCUCUCUUGCAUGCAAAUGGUGGGGUGGGGAGGACUCCACUGAAUUGGGAAACAAGGUCUGCCAUUGCUCUUGGUGCUGCUCGUGGGAUUGCAUACAUUCAUUCUCAUGGCUCAACAUCCUCUCAUGGGAACAUCAAGGCAUCGAAUAUCCUUCUGACGAAAUCUUUUGAAGCUCGUGUCUCUGACUUUGGCCUUGCUUACCUUGCUCUUCCAACCUCUACGCCAAACCGUGUUUCUGGUUACAGAGCACCAGAGAUCACUGAUGCGCGAAAAGUAUCCCAAAAAGCUGAUGUCUAUAGCUUUGGCAUCAUGCUUCUGGAGCUGCUUACAGGGAAGGCUCCUGCUCAUUCUUCACUGAAUGACGAAGGGGUGGACCUCCCAAGAUGGGUUCAAUCUGUGGUUGAAGGUGAGUGGAACACUGAUGUAUUUGACAUGGAGCUUCUGAGGUACCAGAGUGUUGAGGAGGAAAUGGUGAAGCUCUUGCAGCUUGCCCUUGAAUGCACUGCACAAUAUCCUGACAAGAGACCUUCAAUGGACGUGGUAGCAAGCAAGAUCGAAGAAAUUUGCCAUUCUAGUUUAGAGAAAGAGGAAGGGAAGAAUCAUGAUUUUAAAGAUCCUGAUAAUGGAUUUUCGCAACAAUACUACUCUGUUGACUCGGGUGUGUCACAAGCUUGAAUACAGAAAUCAAGAAAUACCCUUUUAUAUUUCAUCAUUGCCUCACCCAAGCUUGAAUAUAGAACUGAAGAAAGACCUCAUUGUUUUCAUAUCUGGCCUGUUUUUGGCAUGCAUAUUACACAACAAGUGUUGUUUGUUUGUUGGUUUAUUCAUUGAGGGAUUAUAGAAACCUGCCGUUUAUGUCCUUUGUCAACCCUUUCACUUCCUUAUUCUACUCAGUCCCUUUUGUUAUUCUGAGUCUUGGUUUUUGGGGGUUUCCAUAUCCCCAAUUUGUUUACUACUUCAUCAUAUUCCUUAAACGACGCUUAUUUUAUUUA